Molecule: messenger RNA, 5739 nt
Organism: Lepus europaeus (European hare)
Lineage: Eukaryota; Metazoa; Chordata; Mammalia; Lagomorpha; Leporidae
Gene: ITPKB
Product: inositol-trisphosphate 3-kinase B
Exons: 7
Coding region: 31-2859 (942 amino acids)
Biological process (GO): inositol phosphate biosynthetic process
Cellular component (GO): cytoplasm; nucleus
Molecular function (GO): inositol-1,4,5-trisphosphate 3-kinase activity; inositol tetrakisphosphate kinase activity
Source: RefSeq, a predicted model, not a curated record
GGCGGCGGGCAGCGCGGCGGACCCAGUACUAUGGCUGUGUACUGCUAUGCGCUCAAUAGCCUGGUGAUCAUGAAUAGCGCCAAGGAGGGCAAGAGCGGCGGCGGCGGCCCCCGGGCCAGCGGCAGUCAGACGCCCCCGUCCUCGGGGAGGGCCACGCUGAGCCCCGGCAGCGUUUUCAGCCCCGGGAGAGGCACCUCUUUCCUCUUUCCCCCAGCCGAGUCGCUGUCGCCCGAGGAGCCCCGGAGCCCCGGGGGCUGGCGGAGCGGCCGGCGCAGGCUGAACAGUAGCAGCGGCAGCAGCAGCAGCGUGAGCAGCCCGAGUUGGGCGGGCCGCCCUGGAGCUGACGGGCAGCAGGUGGUGGCCGCCGGCACUCUCUCGCCGCCGGAGCCCGAGGAGGCCAAGAGGAAGCUGCGGAUCCUGCAGCGCGAGCUGCAGAACGUGCAGGUGAACCAGAAAGUGGGCAUGUUCGAGGCGCACAUCCAGGCGCAGAGCUCCGCCCUUCCAGCGCCCCGCAGCCCACGGCCGGGCAGGGCUCGCUCGCCCUCCCCCUGCCCCUUGCGAAGCAGCAGCCAGCCCCCAACAAGGGUCCUGGUUCAGUCCGCCCCGGGCGAGGAGCGCAGGACAAAGUCUUGGGGGGAGCAAUGCCCAGAGACUUCCGAGGCCCACUCGCCGAGGAGAGGGGUGCCCAGCCGUUGCCCCUCGAAGGACACGGAAGGAGUGGCACCACUCCCUGGCCUGGACACCCCAGCAGGAGCAGUGGCCCUGCACCCAGCCACUUCGGUGAGAACGGAGAAGGGAGUCCCUGCCAGUCCCCCCGGUGGCUCACCCACAGCUACGGACAUUGACAAGACGGGCUCUUCUUCGGGAACUCCGAGCUGCCAAGCUCCCUCCUUGGGGCUGGGCAGAGUGAGCUUCGUGGUGGCCACAGACCCGGCAACAGCCGCAUCCACCUGGCCGCCACGUCCCCACGCCCCCGCCCUCGCUGAGCCAUCUGAGAGGGCCUGCGAGCCUGGGGGAGCAGUCUCCCGGGAGACCCUGGCCUCUGAGAUGCGGGGACAGUUUUUGGACAGCGACGGCACAGGCCCAGCCCCGGAGAGGGCCAGGGCUUGCAGCAGAGAACCCACUGGGAAUGUGGGGAUGGGAACUCUGCCCUGUGGCCUCCCAGGCUCCAGGGUGCCUGAAGCCGGCAAAAGGCCAGAGGAGACGACUGUGAAUGCGCAAAGCUCAGAGGCCCAGGGCUGGGCCAGGCCGCCUGGAGUCCUGGGCUCUGGAGGCCCCGGGGAGGCCCCAGGUGGGGUCCCAGUGAUCCGGGGGCCACGGCAGCGCACUGACCGAGUGGAAGAAGGGUCUGCACUGCUGGGCUUACUUGGGGGCCGCUGCCCGGCGCAGCCAGUGGCCCAGGAGAUGGAGGCGGGAAUUCCUUCUGGCAGAAUGCUGGAGCCUUUGCCCUCUUGGGAAGCAGCGACAGAUCUGAAUGACCCUCAGUGCCUUGCUGGGGACAGGGUGAAUGUGCAGCCUGGGCACAACAGGGCUUGGCUGGGCACCGUGGGGGAGGCCGGGCUGGCCUGGACGUGCAGCACACGGGCACCAUUGCAGGGGACAAUGAGGUGGGAAGGCCUGGCGCAGGACAGAGACGCACAGCCUGGGCCAGAGCUGCUGUCCCCAGAGGGGAAGGACAGACCUCUGGCGAGAGAGACCCGCGGCCCCAGCAGCAUUCCCGCGGUCAUCAUUACGGACGUGGGUGCCCAGGAGGACGGAGGCUUGGAGGAAGCCCAGGGAAGCCCCCGGGGCCACCUGCCAAUGAGGAAACUCUCGUCUUCCUCGGCCUCCUCCACGGGCUUCUCCUCUUCCUAUGACGACUCAGAGGAGGACAUCUCCAGUGACCCCGAGCGCACCCUGGAUCCCAACGCCGCCUUCCUGCAUACCCUGGACCAGCAGAAACCCCGAGUGAGCAAAUCAUGGAGGAAAAUCAAAAACAUGGUGCACUGGUCUCCCUUUGUCAUGUCCUUCAAGAAGAAGUACCCCUGGAUCCAGCUGGCGGGACACGCAGGAAGCUUCAAGGCGGCCGCCAAUGGCAGGAUCCUGAAGAAGCACUGUGAGUCGGAGCAGCGCUGCCUGGACCGGCUGAUGGCCGACGUGCUGCGGCCCUUUGUGCCUGCCUACCAUGGGGACGUGGUCAAGGACGGGGAGCGCUACAACCAGAUGGACGACCUGCUGGCCGACUUCGACUCCCCGUGUGUGAUGGACUGCAAGAUGGGCAUCAGGACCUACCUAGAGGAGGAGCUGACCAAAGCCCGGAAGAAGCCCAGCCUGCGGAAGGACAUGUACCAGAAGAUGAUCGAGGUGGACCCCGAGGCCCCGACCGAGGAGGAGAAGGCCCAGCGCGCCGUGACCAAGCCGCGGUACAUGCAGUGGAGGGAGACCAUCAGCUCCACGGCCACCCUCGGCUUCAGGAUCGAGGGCAUCAAGAAAGAAGACGGCUCUGUGAACCGGGACUUCAAGAAGACCAAAACGAGGGAGCAGGUCACCGAGGCCUUCAGAGAGUUCACUAAAGGAAACCAGAACAUCCUGAUUGCCUACCGGGACCGACUGAAGGCCAUUCGAGCCACCUUGGAAGUUUCUCCCUUCUUCAAGUGCCAUGAGGUCAUCGGCAGCUCCCUGCUCUUCAUCCACGACAAGAAGGAGCAGGCCAAGGUGUGGAUGAUCGACUUCGGGAAGACCACGCCCCUGCCGGAGGGUCAGACCCUGCAGCACGACGUGCCCUGGCAGGAGGGGAACCGGGAGGACGGCUACCUGUCGGGGCUCAACAACCUCAUCGACAUCCUCACCGAAAUGUCCCAGGGUGCCCCACUGCCCUGAGCCCGCCCGCGCGCCCUGGCCUCCGCCUCUGCCUCGCACUCUGCUUGCCUGCUCCGUGCUAACUCUUCUUCCAUGCCGCCUGGGCACGAGCCCCGGGACUGACCCUCCUGAGCUGCACUACAAGACACUUUGGAGACAGGAGAGGAAGAGAGAGGCUUGGGUAGCACAGCCGUGUUGAUAAGAGAAGUACCCAGGCUCGACUCCCUCUAGAGCUUGGAGCUCGGGCAGGGGCAUGGAUGGUCGCGGGAUCCCUGGCAGCUGGUGGGACCCUGAGCGAUGCGCUGGAUCUUGGGAGGGAGACUCCUGCAGAGGAGGGCUGCCUGUGGGGUACUGCUGCCCCCUGCUGGCCAGUGCUGUUAGUGCCGCUGUCAAGUUGGCGGGAGCCUCCCUUCCAGAGCUCAGCAUCAAGACUGCUUUCCUGGGGCCUGGCCGUGGUUCUGGGCUUCCUGGCAACCCAGGCACAAAACCACUAGGGAAAUGCAUGUUGACUGAGCAGAAUCCCCUCUGAUGAGCAGCACAGGGACUCCAGAGAUGCCUGCUGAAGCGUGAGCCCCCAUCUACCUGGUAUUGAAACCCUCUGGCUUUGGGCCAGACCCAGAGGCCAGGAGAAGGCUGAAGCCAGCCUGGCAGAGGGGUGGGGCAGGGGCUGGGCUCUUCCACCUGGAGCCUGCAGACCUUGUGCCACUGCCUACCUGCCCUGCUGGAGGCUGGGUGGCAGAAGGUCAGCGAGUAGACAGCACCCAGGCCCUGCCCCCUGAAGACCAUUCUUCUUAGGUCCCUGCCUCCCUGGUGCCCGUUGGGCAGCCUCUCCUGCACACACGGGGUCCUGUCUUGGAGCCCAGAACUCCUGGUGGUGGCGGCCAGCAUUAGGCAGGAAGUAGACUGUGGCUUUCCAGCAUCCUUGUCUCAUUUCCUCUGAAGUGAGCCUCACAGCCUAAAGGGGCUGCGGCCCCCCUUCCCCAGGGUGGUGCAGGCAGCCUGAGGCCUUAUUUGAACUGCAGAGUGAGUAAGUCUACACUGUGGAGAAGAACACAAAGCGUGCAGGACUUUCUCAGAACAAAGCUGCAGGCAGAGGCCAGCUGGAACUGGACCCCUAGGCCCCCCUGGGCGUCCCCCAGGCCCCUCGGGGUUCCGCCCGCCGCACACACCUUUGCUACCAGAGGCGCUCUGCUGAACAUCAAGUCCAUAGGGGCUGGCCAGGAACCGAGAUGUGUGCCCUGGAGGAGCCAAUGCCACCCUGCCUUGGUGACACACAUGUUUUCCCUUCACAUGCUGGGUAGAUGAGUGACAGUUGGUGGGGGCGGAGGGUGGAACCCAUGAGGAUGUGUAAGUACAGAUUUAAAAAAAAGGAAAUCACUUAAACUUCCUGGCUCCUGUUCAGAACAGCAGUGAGCUCCCAUGUGGGCCAACUUGCUAAAGCCCACACUCUGGCCAGCUGAGCGUGAGAGGCCUCAUGGUAGCACGUGCUGGGGACAGCAGGUGGACGGGGCUCCAGCGCUGUGGUCACUUACCCAUUAGGGAAGGGACAUGGGGAUUCUGCAGCCGAAUCCACAGGUUGGCCCAAAGUCAGCCUCCUCCUGUCUGUGCAAAGUGUGCUGAAGUGAACUGAUUGUCUAAUUAUCACCGUUGAGUUGAUGAUAAGGACAGAAGUCACAGGGGACCAGCUUCACCUCUUUGUGAGAACAAAACUUCCCAGGCACUUGAGGCAGGCCCCAGCUGGCGGCAAGCAAAGUGCUGAUGUGUAGAUGAGCAUUUGUUCAAGGCGGUGCACAGAGCCUCUUGCUGGCAGUGCCCUGCUUUGGACGUCGUUACCUGUGUGAGGACCGUGGGAAGGGGCAUCAUCUUUCUAGGGCUGCUCUGUGCUUGGGGUGUUGUGUAAUUCCUGUGCCAGUUCUUUCCUACACCUCUGCCCCCCGGGCUAUCUUGCCCCACUGACAGUGGGCACCGUGAUUGAUCCUAGAGAAUUUCCCAGAUGCGCUGUUCAGUGGUCUGGAAGACCGUGCCCACCCAGCUCUGGGGUCCCCAGCAGCUCCUUGGGUCCUGUCUGUGCAGGUGCCAGGAGGUGGGCCUGUCUAUGCACACGCGUGUGCAGGUGCAUGGGAGCUGCAGCCCCUGCAGGUCCCUGGCCUUAAGCACUGCUCAGCAUUCAUGGAAGGUCUCCUCACCUGCUUUUCCCAGACUGGCCCGUUAGUGUCAUGUAAGACGUUUUUAAGUUAUAUUUAUUUUAUUGGUUUUUUUUAAAGUUGCACAAAACACUAAGACUGAAAGGCUGGACUCUUUCUCCUUGAAAAGCUUUGCCUUCUCUCUGAACUUCCUUCCCCACUCGGUGCAUAGAGCCCAGAAGUCGCCCUGGCUCCCGCGAUGGACUCUUCUGCCUGCAGCUGUGAUUUAGCUUUGAGUUUCUGCGCGUCCGGUCGAGCCCAGCGUGUGCGUGUGUGCGUGAGAGACAUGGCCCGUCACUGCAGUGCGUUCACCCAUCUGUGCCUUCUCUCUGGAGGAGGGAACCCCCUCCGCUGCGGGGCUCUCCUCCUCUGGGCCCCCGGCCCUGGCCGGGGCGUUGGAGAAACUGAACUGUUACAAGCCCUGCCCGGUGCCUGUCAGACCCCCGCAGAAGUCCAUAACUUCCUGAAUAAAGGCCCCGGAGACCAGCGCCGACUGCAGUGUCCUCUCUCUGACCCUAAGCCUCGGGCCCAGGCUCUCCGGGAGCUGGCGUGCCCUCCACCCUGGGGCUUAGGAUCCCAGCGAUGGGAGGCAGGCUGGCCGAGUGUGCAGUCUGCACAGAAUUUAAAUCUGCCCCCAGGAGGAGCUGUGUCUGCCCUGGCCACCAGGCCUUCCAGUCUCAGCAACGAAGAAGCCCUCCUGGCCUGCCCAGCCGCUGCU